AUGGCGUCGCCAAUCCUCCCGGCAUUCACGGUGCGACGGGGCGAGCCGGUGCUGGUGUCGCCAGCGGCGCCGACGCCGACGGAGACGAAGGCGCUGUCGGACCUCGACGACGCCGAGGGCAUGCGCUUCUACAGCUCGGGCAUCCACCUGUACCGCGCCGACCCGUCCAAGCAGGGCGUCGACCCGGCCGCCGUCAUCCGGGAGGCGCUGGCCAGGGCGCUCGUCCCCUACUACCCGCUCGCCGGCCGCAUCCGCGAGGAGGCCGGCAGGAAGCUCGUCGUGGACUGCGAGGCGCAGGGCGUCAUGUUCGUCGACGCCGACGCCGACCUCACCGCCGAAGACUUCGGGGACGUGCAGAGCCCGCCCUUCCCCUGCUUCGAGCAGUUCAUACUGGAGGCCACCACCGUCGCCGGGGUUGAGCCCGUCAUCGACCGCCCAUUGCUCUACAUUCAGGUGACGAGGCUCAAGUGUGGGGGCUUCAUCUUCGGGCAGCGCUUCUGCCACUGCGUGGUGGACGCGCCGGGCGGCAUGGAGUUCGAGAAGGUCAUCUGCGAGCUGGCGUCCAAGAACGGCAAGGGGGAGGAGGGCACGGUGGUGCCCAUCUGCCUGCCCAAGGACGCCAUGGACAAGUUCCAGCUCGAGGUCCAAGGCCUCACCGCAGAGAUCCUCUAGGCGCAAGUAUACCUACGUACGUGUGCAUCGCAUAUGAUACGCUACAAGCCUACAACUAUAACACAUACGUCGUCGCGUACCACAAAGUACCUCGCCAUUGGUGCCAAUGUGCCAUUCUAUCUCUGACAUAUUAAGAGUUUCUCAUGUGCUUAUUUAAUCUUUUAUCUUUGUCUGGCAUGUACGAACAAUAUAACAUGUUGAUAAGAAAAA
Molecule: messenger RNA, 882 nt
Organism: Lolium rigidum
Lineage: Eukaryota; Viridiplantae; Streptophyta; Magnoliopsida; Poales; Poaceae
Product: benzyl alcohol O-benzoyltransferase-like
Exons: 3
Coding region: 1-672 (223 amino acids)
Source: RefSeq, a predicted model, not a curated record